UGGGCGGCGAGAGCGGGAUGCGCCCGGAGAAGGCAGGCCCCGGGGGCGCCGGGGCGGCGGCGGCGCGGGGCGCGGGCGGCAGGGAGAAGCCGUCGUCCGUCGAGGUGCAGUUCCGCUGGGAGUCGCCCCCACGGCAGGCCGAGGGGCCUCGGGCCUCGUCCUCCGGCGGCGGGGGCGGCGCGGGCGACCCUCGCGAGGAAAAGAGGCCGGUCCUGAGCAAGGUGGUGAUCCGGCGCCUCCCGCCGGGCCUCACCAAGGAGCAGCUGGAGGAGCAGCUGCGCCCGCUGCCCGCGCACGACUACUUCGAGUUCCGCGCCGCCGACCUCAGUCUUCAUCCUCAUCUCUACUCAAGGGCAUACAUUAAUUUCAGAAAUCCCGAUGACAUCCUUCUUUUUAGAGAUCGUUUUGAUGGAUAUAUCUUCAUUGACAGUAAAGGCCUAGAAUAUCCUGCAGUGGUAGAGUUUGCUCCAUUCCAGAAGAUAACUAAAAAGAAGCUAAAGAAAAAAGAUGUCAAAACUGGAAGCAUUGAAGAUGACCCAGAAUAUAAGAAAUUUCUAGAAACUUACUGUAUAGAAGAAGAGAAAACUAGUGCCAAUCCUGAAACUCUUCUGGGAGACAUAGAGGCAAAGACAAGAGAACUUAUUGCUCGAAGAACCACACCUCUUUUGGAAUAUAUUAAAAAUAGAAAAUUAGAAAAGCAGAGAAUUCGAGAAGAGAAAAGAGAAGAGAGGAGGCGGCGGGAGUUGGAGAAGAAACGCUUACGUGAGGAAGAAAAAAAGAAGAGAAGAGAAGAAGAAAGAUUUAAGAAGAAAGAGGCAGACAAACAGAAAAAACCUGCUGAGAAAGAAGUAAGGAUUAAGCUACUUAAGCAGCCAGAAAAGGGAGAGGAAGUCCCCCUUGAGAAAGCCCGAGAAAGAGGUGAGGAGAUGGAUGCUGGCGAUGGGAAGCAGGAGCACUGCCCUGGCUGUGCCUCUGUGCGGCCCCGGCCCCACGAGGGAUCACUUGAGGAGCUCCAGGAAAGUGAGCCAACGGCUGCAGACAGUGAGCACAGAGUGAUAUCAAGAGAAGCUUCUAGAGAAAGAACUGCAAGCUCCAGAUACCACUUGGAUGACAGUAAAAAACCUGGAGCUUACUAUGAGUUUGACAGGUUGUUAGAAAAAAAUGAUGAAGAGCCAAAAUAGGGGAAAGGACUUGCUCCUGACAGAGGGAAGAAGGGGCGUCAAGAGGGUGGUGCUGCUCUGGAGGCUUUGGAACCCAAGAGAGAGCAGAAGAGUGCUGAUGGCCGGGCAUCCGAACAGGAGCGCAUGGGAAGCAAGGACUGGCCAGCUUUGCAGCUCUAGCAGCCAGGAGCUUGCAUCCAAGCCCGAGAGUAUGGUGGCAGAGCCUCUGAGGAGGACCGUGAUGGGAGGAGGGGUGAGCUCAAAAGGCCCAGGGAAUGGAUUCAUGCGCCAUGUUUGUGACUGAGUGAACCUCUGCCCAGCACCCCCUGGUCAGAAAGGGCACGCUGAAAAUAGAUACCAGCUGAAGAGAAGCUGCGGGAAGAAGAAACCAGAAAUAUAAACAUGAUAUGGAAACAUCACAUCCUUCCUUGGAAAGAAGCAAUCUUUAAAGAUGUAUAAUUUUCAUAUAUUUUACCAGUUCUAGUGUGAAUUAGUAUGCAUCCGUUAGCCCAAAUAGAAAAUAAUCUCUGAAAAGUAAGCAAGGAUGGCCAAAAUGGAGAAGAUAGUAUCGCAUUAGUGUGAUUUCCCAUAUGUGAAGAAGUAACUUCUCGGUGAGUUUUUUCCUAUCUGUUCACCCUCUGUGUAGGAUCUGUAGUAGUUCCUGCAUCCUUUUUCAUGGUGAGUGAGGCCUAUUGCUUAGAAGCUAGCACCUUCGUGACAGCAUCUAGCACCUUUGUCAUAAGCAUCCUCCAAAAUUUUGUGUUGUCCCUCUGAUGAUAGGGACUUUGUCACCAAAGAAAACUCAACAGUAGCUGUAAUUACCUUCUUAGUGGUAUUUUUAACCAGUAAUGCCAAAAAGCACAGGUUAGAGGACAUGGACCACAUGGGUACAGGAAUCUUGUUUUUAUAUUUCUUGCAGUCUCAGGCAGUUUUGUUUUUAAAUGGCUUAAAAGCUCUUUGAAGUUAUGCGUUCUAUAUUUCUUUGUCUUAGUGAAAAUUUUGUUAAUGUUCUUUUGGCACUUGCAUUGAACCACUUAUUAAAUAAAAAAUUUUGUUGCUAUGGA
This is a messenger RNA of Sorex fumeus (smoky shrew), 2224 nucleotides long. It is a transcript of the gene UPF3A, whose product is annotated as UPF3A regulator of nonsense mediated mRNA decay. Gene Ontology annotation, molecular function: telomeric repeat DNA binding. The record is from RefSeq and is a predicted model, not a curated record. NCBI's taxonomy places the organism in Eukaryota, Metazoa, Chordata, Mammalia, Eulipotyphla, Soricidae. Gene Ontology annotation, cellular component: cytoplasm; nucleolus. Gene Ontology annotation, biological process: nuclear-transcribed mRNA catabolic process, nonsense-mediated decay; positive regulation of translation.